This is a messenger RNA of Ruditapes philippinarum (Manila clam), 835 nucleotides long. RefSeq lists its product as uncharacterized. The transcript has 2 exons. Bases 102 to 794 code for a protein of 230 amino acids. NCBI's taxonomy places the organism in Eukaryota, Metazoa, Mollusca, Bivalvia, Venerida, Veneridae. The record is from RefSeq and is a predicted model, not a curated record.
UUGGCUGCAUCGGUAUCAAAAAAAUUUAAAAGUACUUGUAAGAUUGAAGACCUACAUGUAACUGCUGUUUUGUAUUGAAAUAAACGCACAAGUCGCAGAAUAUGUUACAAAUAUUCAAUAUUCGUGCUUUAUGUAAGGGAUAUGUUGCAGCAAUAAAUUGCUUGAUAUUUUUUCAUUAUAUCAGAUAUACGUUAGAAACAACAAGUAACGAUAAUGGUAAUAAAGUUUGCAAUACGCAAUCCACUGUUUUAAAUGAAACUUUAACAUCGUGUGCAUUUGUGGAAGAGUUCAUUGAAAAGAGGACAGGAAGAUAUGUGGAUUUUCAAAAGCUUCUUUUACAAUAUGCAUCCAUUUGUCCAAUGCAGGAUGCUUGUGAUGUUAAAAUUAACCAUACAUUGGUGUAUCCUGAUGAAUUGCACGAUACUGUAACAGGUUGUUUUCGGUGUAAGUGUGAUCGAUCAUGCGCUUAUUUCGGUAAUUGUUGCCCUGGCUCACAUUUUGGUUACGUAGAAUACACGUGCGAAAAUACAAAGCUUUAUCCAAAAGAUACUGAAUUGAAAUACUAUAUGGUAGGAUCGUGUCUUGAAAGUUAUACUGACAACAAAACGGUUAUUGAACUGUGCAGUGAAGAAGUUGCACCAUGUACUGGAACAGUAUCUCAGUUGAUAUACAAAAAUAAGCAUUGUGGCAAAUGUAAUAAAGAGCCUGAAUGCACUGAAUGGAAAAUAUCAGUAGAAUGUGGCAACGCAAAAGCCACUUUGAGGAGCAAAUGCUUACAUUCUCUUCACAUUUAGACAUGAAAAGAGCACUGGAUGAGAACAACUGUUUGGUAACA